CCUAUAACAUCAUCAUCAUCAUUAAUGAUAUUAAUGUUUGGUAUGGUAAAUGCUCAACAACAACAACAACAACAAUUAAAAUGUGGAGAUUUAAAACAAUGUUCAAAAAUGUUUCGUGAAGCAACAUUAUCACAUAAUCUUUCAUAUGAUCUUUCAAGUGAUAAAAUUGAACGUAUUUGUGUAAAAUUAAAUCGAGCUGUAAAUUGUUUCAAAAAUUAUCGUAGCAUGUGUAUUAAUGAUAAUAUACAUAAUUCAAAAAUAAUUACCGAUUUUUAUGAUCAAAUGUCGGAAGGACCACUUGGAUUAACAAUGGAACUAUGUAAUAAUACUAAAUUCAAACAAGAUUAUUUAACAUUAGGACCAUGUCAGAAAAAAUAUCGUGGUGAAUUUGAUCGUUGUUUAACAAUGAAUCAAGGUAAUCAAAUUACACAAAAUGAUUCAAAUUCAACAAUAUUGGAACAAUUUAUUGAACAUUGUUGUGCACUACAUAAUUAUCACAAUUGCAUAUAUGAUAUUAGCCUAGAUAAAUGUGGAAAAGAUGCGGCCGAAUUUUCAUUAAAAAUUCUGGAACUUUUUAAUCGUAAUUAUCUACGUGAAUGUGCUAAAUAUGCAAAUCUAUCACAUUUAUGUUCAAAUCGUUUUUCACGUUCAAAUGCUACAAAUAUUCAUCUAUUAUGGUCAUCGAUUACAAUCAUCACUAUUUCAUCAUUAAUUUGGUCAUUUAUUAUCUGUUCAAUGACAUCUAGAUGAAAUUCUUUUAUUCAUUUUCUUUCUCUGUUAACAAUCACAAUUCAAUGUUUUUUCGUUUUUGCUUCUUCAAUGUUGUUUCCUAAAUCUUUCGAAACUAUAUAUAUAUACGAUUCACAUGACCCUU
Messenger RNA from Dermatophagoides pteronyssinus (European house dust mite), 874 nucleotides. RefSeq lists its product as uncharacterized. The record is from RefSeq and is a predicted model, not a curated record. Lineage: Eukaryota; Metazoa; Arthropoda; Arachnida; Sarcoptiformes; Pyroglyphidae.